This is a messenger RNA of Mesorhabditis belari, 381 nucleotides long. Lineage: Eukaryota; Metazoa; Nematoda; Chromadorea; Rhabditida; Rhabditidae. The record is from the annotation of a GenBank genome assembly.
AUGGGUCUCAAAGUCGAGCGAACCGAGCUGGAUUUGAUGUACGAUUGGUGGCCCGAUAAUUUCGGUUCACUUUUCGACAUGGGUUGCAAGGCUUUCGAAAUGCUUUUUCAUCAUCGACCCCAGCUCAAAUCCUACUUUGCCGAGGAAUGGAAAGAGGAUCAGAAACGAUCAAGAAAAUCGUGCUCAUACUUUAGAACAAAAAUCACCAAUUUCUCAAAAAGGCAAAUUACCGAAAAUAAUUUUCUGACGCAUGCAAAGCAGACGCUUGUGCAAUGUGUGAAUACGUAUGGCGAUGUGGCGGCUCCAUUGAAUGCACAUGAUGAAUUCUUAAAGCAUUUGAGAGAGCUCGGCGGCCUUCACCGAAUCAUCCUGCCUCCUCAC